Messenger RNA from Diorhabda sublineata, 2090 nucleotides. It is a transcript of the gene UQCR-C1, whose product is annotated as mitochondrial-processing peptidase subunit beta. Gene Ontology annotation, cellular component: mitochondrion. Bases 87 to 1526 code for a protein of 479 amino acids. Lineage: Eukaryota; Metazoa; Arthropoda; Insecta; Coleoptera; Chrysomelidae. The transcript is spliced from 8 exons. Gene Ontology annotation, molecular function: metal ion binding; metalloendopeptidase activity. The record is from RefSeq and is a predicted model, not a curated record.
ACUAAAAAAUGCCUCAAGUAAUCACAUUUAUUUUACUUUAGUAAUUAGUGUUGUGGUGAACCUGACUGCAUUCAAAAACUGUCAACAUGGCUUCGAUCUUAAAAUUUUCACGAUCUUUUGCAAAAUUACCCAAAUAUGAAAAUGUACUCAACGCUUAUAGCAAAAAUAUAAUUAGAGGAGCCGCCAGUCAGCCAGAAUCACAAACUGUUGUUCUUAACGUUCCACCUACGAAAGUUAGUACAUUACCAAAUGGAAUUAGAGUGGCAACUGAAGAUUGGGGAUCACAAACUGCCACUGUAGGUGUUUGGAUUGAUGCUGGAAGUAGAUAUGAAGAUGAUAAGAAUAAUGGAGUUGCUCAUUUUAUGGAACACAUGGCAUUUAAGGGUACAAGUAAACGAAGCCAAAGUCAAUUAGAAAUUGAAAUUGAAGAUUUAGGUGCCCAAUUGAAUGCGUAUACCAGCAGAGAACAGACAGUUUACUAUUCUAAGUGUUUGAGCAAAGAUGUACCAAAAGCUAUUGAAAUUUUGGCAGAUAUAAUUCAGAAUGCCAAAUUGGGAGAAUCUGAAAUUGAACGAGAAAGAGGCGUUAUUCUUCGAGAAAUGCAAGAGGUUGAAUCCAAUUUGCAAGAAGUUGUAUUUGAUCACUUGCAUGCUACUGCUUAUCAAGGAACACCUCUUGCUAACACAAUUUUAGGUCCAACAGCUAACAUCCGAACAAUCAAUGCGACGGACCUUAGAAAUUAUUUAGACAAUCACUACAAAGCAAGCAGAAUUGUUGUUGCUGGAGCAGGAGGAGUUAGUCACCAGGACCUACUACAACUUGCAGAGGCUAGUUUUGGUUCUUUAAAUAACAAUUAUCCAGGCAAAGUUCCAGUAAUCGCACCUUGUCGUUUUACUGGAUCUGAAAUUCGUGUUAGAGACGACUCCUUACCAUUAGCUCAUAUCGCUAUUGCCGUUGAAGGUGCUGGUUGGACUGAUCCAGAUACUUUAACAUUAAUGGUAGCAUCAACUCUACUUGGUGCUUGGGAUAGAUCUCAAGCAUCAGCCAAACAGAAUGCUACAAAUUUAGCUAGGGCUAGUGGUGAAGGUGAUUUAUGCCAUUCCUACCAAAGUUUUAAUACUUGCUACAAGGAUACUGGUUUAUGGGGUGUGUAUUUCGUCUCAGAUCCUAUGAAAAUAGAAGAUAUGGUUUUCAAUAUUCAACAGGAAUUUAUGAGAUUGUGUACUUCAGUAACUGAGAACGAAGUCGAACGAGCCAAAGCUCUACUCACUGCCAAUACACUUCUACAACUUGAUACUACAAGUGCUGUUUGUGAAGACAUUGGUCGUCAAUUACUCUGUUAUGGCAGAAGACUUCCACCUCAUGAAUUAGCUCAUCGUAUCAACAGUAUAACGGCACAAAAUGUCAAAGAUGUUUGUUAUAAAUACAUUUACGAUAGAUGUCCAGCAGUAGCAGGUGUAGGACCUGUAGAACAAUUACCCGAUUACAACGUUAUUAGAUCACAAAUGUACUGGCUCAGAGUUUAGAUUUGAAAUUUUAUAACAAACAAGAAUAUUGAUAUUUUUGAAGUAUUAUAAUGAAGUUGUGUUUUCUACGUUUUGCAUAUCUCAUAGCUUGAUCACAUAAAAAAUGCUUUUAUUAUAGAUGUUCAAAAUAUAUCUGAUUAAAAGCUGAAUUUGUUUAAAUCAUAGAUACAACACAUAGCACAUUUAAAUUUCUAAUGCCUCUCUCUAAUUCUUGAUAAAACAAAAUGCACAUAAUCUUGGAUCUGCAGAACUCUAUUCUUUCUCAACUUGUUACAAUACAUUGAAACCUCAAAAUGUCAUCAAAAAUACUGAGCUGUGAAAAACAUUCUUCUACAUUGAAAUUCUCUGGUAUUCUAUGUUAAGUUGAUAAAAAACAAAAUCGCUUCAUGUUUGUCGAUUAUUCUUGUUUGACUCUGACCAUUUCUCUUCUUAUUAAUUGAUAAUUUUCAAUAUUUUCAGUAUGUAUGAAACAUCAACUUGUAAUAUAUUAAUUUAUAGAAUAUAUUGUUUAAUUCUAUGUUAAGAAAAUUGUUUCAUAUUUAUUUAAAUACAUAUUAAGGUUUU